AUGACCAGUUUUGAUGACAUCUUGGAAGAAGCUGGGAACUUUGGCCGCUGUCAGAAGCGAAUCUUCGCCCUGCUCUGUAUGUUGUCAUUUCCUUUUGCAGGUGUGUAUGUCGGUAUCGUGUUCCAGGGCUUCACCCCAGAUCAUUGGUGUCGGGACUCUGGGGUGGUGGAGAUUAGGCAGGAGUGCGGCUGGAGCCUUGCAGACAGUCGCAGGCUGACAGUGCCGCUGGUCAACAACUCUGGAGUCUUGCAGCAGAGCAGCUGUGAGCAGUAUGAGGUGGACUGGAACUCCACAACACUUACCUGUGACACACAAGAACUGAACCUCAGCAAAACUCCCAGAACUGCCUGCAAAGAUGGCUGGGAGUACGACUAUGAGGGACGACAGUCCUUUGUUACUGAGUUUGACCUGGUGUGUUCAGAUGGAUGGUUGGUGGACAUGUACCAGGCCACUCUAAACGUGGGCUUCCUGGUUGGAAGUAUCGCUGUUGGCUACCUGGCCGACAGGUUUGGCAGGAAAAUGAGCUUCCUGAUGUCCAGCCUGUUUAAUGUGAUUGCAGGAAUCCUGGUGGCCGUGGCUCCAAACUACAUGUCUUUGCUGGUUUUCAGAACGCUCUACGGUUUUGGAGUGAAAGGAGGCUGGAUGGCUGGAUAUGUGCUGAUCACAGAGAUUGUCGGGGUGGAGUUCAGACGCACAGUGGGAAUCAUUUAUCAGAUGUUCUUCAGUAUUGGCAUCCUCAUCCUCCCUCUGCUCGCCUACUACAUUACUGACUGGCGCUGGCUGCAGGUCGUCAUCACCGUCCCCUACAUCCUCUGCCUGUCUUACUACUGGUUUAUCCCAGAGUCUCCAAGAUGGCUUCUUUCUCAGAACAAAAGGUCCAAAGCUGUGGAGAUCACUGAGGCCAUGGCCAAAGAGAACAAGAAGACUCUGUCAAAGAAUAUCGAGACUCUGGCAGAUGAUAACGCAGACUCCAACACUGCCUCUUUCAUGGACCUGAUCAGAACUCCAAAAAUGAGAAAACACACUUUCAUUCUCAGCUUCAACUGGUUCACCAGUGCUGUGGUCUACCAGGGUUUGAUCAUGAGGCUGGGUAUUCUUGGAGGAAAUAUCUACGUUGACUUCCUCAUCUCUGGCUUGGUGGAGUUCCCUGCUGCCUUACUCAUAAUCUUCACCAUUGAGCGCAUCGGCAGACGCAUUCCGUUUGCCUGCGCCAACAUCGUAGCUGGAGCCUCCUGCUUCAUCACUGCCUUCAUUCCUGACAGCAUGUUCUGGUUUAAGACGGUGGUGGCCUGCCUCGGUCGGCUGGGUAUCACCAUGACCUUUGAGAUGGUGGUGUUUGUUAACACUGAGCUCUACCCAACGUUUGUCAGGAACCUGGGAGUGUCAGUUUGUUCCACUCUGUGUGAUGUUGGAGGCAUCAUUGCUCCCUUCCUGCUCUACAGACUGGCUGCCAUCUGGCUGGAGCUGCCCCUCAUCAUUUUUGGGUGUCUGGCUUUCCUGGCUGGUGGUUUGGUGCUGCUGCUUCCUGAGACCAGAGGUGUGCCGCUGCCCGACACUAUCGAUGACAUCGAGUUCCCAGAAAGAGUGAAGGAGAAAGCUGCACAGAAGAACCAACAACUGGCCGACUUGCUGCUCAACAACGACGUAUCGACCAACAAAGAUCCAGCGACUGAUUAAUCUCCUUCUGUGACCAAAGUAUUUAU
Messenger RNA from Micropterus dolomieu (smallmouth bass), 1703 nucleotides. Its product is annotated as solute carrier family 22 member 2-like. Gene Ontology annotation, cellular component: membrane. Gene Ontology annotation, biological process: transmembrane transport. The transcript has 11 exons. The record is from RefSeq and is a predicted model, not a curated record. Lineage: Eukaryota; Metazoa; Chordata; Actinopteri; Centrarchiformes; Centrarchidae. Bases 1 to 1677 code for a protein of 558 amino acids.